Messenger RNA from Dicentrarchus labrax (European seabass), 10851 nucleotides. It is a transcript of the gene kcnh5b, whose product is annotated as potassium voltage-gated channel, subfamily H (eag-related), member 5b. Gene Ontology annotation, cellular component: membrane. The coding region runs from base 122 to 3244 and encodes 1040 amino acids. The transcript is spliced from 13 exons. Gene Ontology annotation, biological process: potassium ion transmembrane transport; regulation of membrane potential. Gene Ontology annotation, molecular function: voltage-gated potassium channel activity. Lineage: Eukaryota; Metazoa; Chordata; Actinopteri; Moronidae. The record is from RefSeq and is a predicted model, not a curated record.
GCACGGUUACAAUGAGCUUCUCCAUCGGUCCGACUGAGAGCCAGCGUCAGUACCGACCUCCGAGCAGCAGACACACCGCCACAGACCCUGACCGACACCAGCUCCGCCCGCCCGCAGCAGGAUGCCCGGGGGAAAGAGAGGGCUUGUGGCACCGCAGAACACUUUUCUGGAGAACAUCGUCCGGCGUUCAAGUGAGACCAGCUUCCUCCUGGGAAACGCCCAGAUCGUGGAGUGGCCUGUAGUUUACAGCAAUGACGGAUUCUGCAAGCUGUCUGGCUUCCACAGGGCUGAAGUCAUGCAGAAGAGCAGCACAUGCAGUUUUAUGUACGGAGAGCUGACGGACAAGAAGACCAUCGACAAAGUCAGGCAGACGUUCGACAACUAUGAGUCCAACUGCUUCGAAAUCCUGCUGUACAGAAAGAACAGAAGUCCAGUGUGGUUCUACAUGCAAGUGGCUCCCAUCAGGAACGAGAACGACAAGGUGGUCCUGUUCCUGUGCACCUUUAAGGACAUCACCCUCUUCAAGCAGCCCAUCGAAGACGAAACCACAAAAGGAUGGACCAAGUUUGCGCGGCUGACACGGGCGCUCACCAACAACCGCAACACGCUACAGCAGCUGGCGCCCAUAGGCAAACACGAAGUCAGCCAUAAACAGUCCAGACUGGCGGAGGUUUUGCAGCUAAACUCCGACAUCCUCCCGCAGUACAAGCAGGAGGCGCCCAAGACGCCUCCCCACAUUAUCCUUCACUACUGCACCUUCAAGACCACCUGGGACUGGGUCAUCCUCAUCCUUACCUUCUACACCGCCAUCAUGGUGCCCUACAACGUCUCCUUCAAGACCAAGCAGAACAACAUCGUGUGGCUGGUGCUGGACAGCGUGGUGGACGUCAUCUUCCUGGUGGACAUCGUGCUCAACUUCCAUACCACCUUCGUGGGGCCCGGUGGGGAGGUCAUCUCCGACCCCAAGCUCAUCCGCAUGAACUACCUGAAGACCUGGUUUGUCAUCGACCUGCUGUCCUGCCUGCCCUACGACAUCAUCAACGCCUUCGAGAACGUGGAUGAGGGCAUCAGCAGUCUUUUCAGCUCCCUGAAGGUGGUCCGCCUGCUGCGUCUGGGCCGGGUGGCCAGGAAACUGGACCACUACCUGGAGUACGGUGCUGCUGUUCUGGUCCUGCUGGUCUGCGUGUUCGGACUGGUGGCUCACUGGCUCGCCUGCAUCUGGUACAGCAUCGGAGACUACGAGGUCAUCGACGAGGCCACCAACAAGAUCAAGAUGGACAGCUGGCUCUACCAGCUGGCUAUCGGCAUCGGGUCUCCUUACCGCUUCAAUGCCAGCGGUUCUGGCCAAUGGGAGGGCGGCCCCGGAAAAUACUCUCUGUACAUCACCUCUCUGUAUUUCACCAUGACCAGCCUGACGACCAUUGGCUUUGGCAACAUCGCCCCCACCACGGACGGGGAGAAGAUCUUCUCUGUGGCCAUGAUGAUGGUGGGAUCUCUGCUUUAUGCCACCAUCUUUGGAAACGUGACCACCAUCUUCCAGCAGAUGUACGCCAACACCAACCGCUACCACGAGAUGCUCAACAACGUCAGGGACUUCCUGAAGCUCUACCAGGUUCCCAAGGGUCUGAGCGAGCGGGUGAUGGACUACAUCGUCUCCACCUGGUCCAUGUCCAAAGGCAUCGACACAGAGAAGGUGUUAUCCAUCUGUCCCAAGGACAUGCGGGCCGACAUCUGUGUCCACCUCAACAGGAAGGUGUUCAACGAACAUCCUGCAUUCCGGUUAGCCAGUGACGGCUGCCUGCGCUCGCUGGCGGUGGAGUUUCAGACCACUCACUGCGCCCCCGGAGACCUGAUCUUCCACGCCGGAGAGAGCGUCGACACCCUGUGUUUCGUUGUGUCGGGGUCACUGGAGGUCAUCCAGGACGACGAGGUCAUCGCCAUCUUAGGUAAAGGCGACGUGUUUGGUGACGUCUUUUGGAAAGAAACCACGCUGGCGCAUGCGUGUGCCAACGUCAGAGCGCUAACGUACUGCGACCUCCACGUCAUCAAGAGGGAAGCCUUGCUCAAGGUGCUGGAGUUUUACACCGCCUUCGCCAACUCCUUCUCCCGAAACCUCAUCCUCACCUGCAACCUGCGCAAGCGGAUAAUUUUCCGCAAAAUCAGUGAGGUGAAGAAGGAGGAAGAGGAGCGUCAGCGAGCGAAAAACGAGGUGCAGCUCACCAUCCCGCAGGACCAUCCCGUCCGGAAGCUUUUCCAGAAGUUCAAGCAGCAGAAGGAGCUCCGUAACCAGGGAGCUGCAGCUGCCUCUCAGCUGGACCUGGAGAAGAACCGGCUGCAGGAGGAGCAGCACCAGCACCAGCACCUGCACCCCCACAGCCUACAGCUGGGCCACUCCAGCCUGCAGCACUCCCUGCCGCUCAGCCUGCAGCGGCCCCCCUCCUCCAUGCAGAAUGGGGCUCCGCCCAGCAGCAGCGUGCUGACCGUGUCUCAGGUCACGCCCAUGCAGAGCUCGCUGGCUUACAGCCAUCCCGGCGAGCCCCCGGUCAAGCAGAACAACUGUGAUAUCAUGGAGCUGCAGCCCAGCGCUGCCGGAGGGGGAGGUGAGCAGACUGUCAGGCUCAAAGUCAGCACCAGCCCUGCGCUGGCAAAGCCGGCCAUCAAGGCCACCGGCUGGAUGCGCCUGAAAAACAACAUGGCUCCAGUGGAGGCCAGGAAGGAGGGGCUGAACAACAACGUCAAGGCUGUUUCCGUGGAGAUGCUCUCACAGGAGGGUAAAGGUCAGGAAGCAGGAAGGAGCGGGGACGUAGAGGAGGGCGGGGUGUCCAGCAACAAUCCCCUCCGCAAGACAGACUCCUGCGACAGCGGCAUCACCAAGAGUGAGCUGCGGAUCGACCGGGCGGGGGAGGCGCGGACCCCCGCCGCGGUCACCCCCCUCCUCCACAGCCCUCUCCCCGGAGGAGCGGGGUCCCCUCACCCUUUCUGUCCCAUCCCUGAGCAGGCCCUGCAGGCUGCACUGCACGAGACCCGGCUGGAGCUCCGGGGGGACAUCCAGACUCUGGGAGGCCGUCUGGGCGCCCUGGAGAGUCAGGUCGCUGAGAUUAUCAAACUGCUGUCGGACAAGAAGAGAGUGUCCACGGGGGCGCCGUCUGCCUCCACCACACCCAAAACCAAAAUACACCGUCAGGACAUUUUCACCGUUUCCAGGCCUGUUUCUCCAGACUUAGAGAAGGACGAGGAGCUCUGAAGAGAGCUCAACCAGUGGUGUAGAGGGUGUGCUGGAAUAUACGGUGAUCACAUGACACAUUGUGACACUAUGAUCACAAUUAUCAGUUCAUGGUUACGCUUGUUUUUUGGCAUCCAGCUCCGACGGACCCGGCUACGCCACUGGUCUCAGUUCUCCGAGAUAAAAAAACUGGCUUCUUUAACAUUUGCACACUGACUUUUACCUCCAGGUCACGACAGAGUCCACACUCCACAGUGACCCGGAUCCCGUUUUUUUGAUUGUACAUACCUCUCUAUGCAUGUCCAGCUGGAUUCUGGCCUGCCAAAGAAACAACUAAACGUACUUAUUGCCUGUAUAUUAUGCAGUUGACUGCAUGCAAAUUGAAUUUAAAGAGAAGUGACAUUUUAUUGAGCUACACUGUACAUAUGAAUAUUUUUCAUUGAUAAUUUACUAUGUGGACAUUCAGGGUUUGCAUACUGGUAGCACUCUAAACAUUGAAUAACAAAAGGGUUUACUGGCAACGGGAUUGUGCAUGGAUUAUUUCUAAAUAGAGAAAGGGAUGGAGGUUUUAUUUUUUUCUUUGCUUGUGAGAUGAAAUAGGAGUUUGAUUCUGCUCUCACCUCGCCCUCUAAGAACACAAAUGUGAUGAAGCAGCAUCCCUCAACACAGGGGGGGAACUUUCCAGUAUGUUUUUAUAUUAACUAUUGAUUUUGCUUCUUAUAAUAAUUUCUAUUUUUGAUUACGGAACUGUCCUCAGCUUCUGUUUGAUGUCCAGUAAACCCUCAAAUGUUUAUUUUGUUAGGAUCCUCCUUGUGUCUAUGCAUCGCUCGGGUACGCCGCUAGAAUAUUCUGAAUAUUAUACCUUUGUUAUCUGUGAAUGAAGGACAUUUUUUUUGGUUCCAUUCCUCUGCAUGAAUCAGGGAUGGCAGAAUGCACUUUGGGUAAAGCUGGGAUGACGAGAAGGCUUUGGGGAAAUAACACAGAGUUUAGUUCACAUAAAAGUCCACUCAGCACAGUGACAUGUAAUCCCACAGCCCCAGCACCACACGGCAGUCUUAACCAGCGAGCGUCUCACUGAAGCCCGCUCUGAAUUCCAUUAAUGACAGCAGCUUCGCCGCAAAAAGCUCAAGUAAUAAAAAAUGGAAUACUGUACUUUUUAUGAUAUCAGUUUUCUAAAUCUGCAUGCAAAGGAGUAGUUUUAUGCUCCAGAGUGCGUACAUAUAUAUAAAUAUAUGUGUGUGUGUGUGUGUGUGUGUGUGUGUGUGUGUGUGUGUGUUUGUGUACAAGAGCUUACACACACACACACACACACACACACACACACACACACACACACACACACUUCCUGCAUACACAUGCUCAGUGUGACGGCGUCUCUUGAUGUGAACCCUGACGGCCCAGGGAGACUUUUUCUUCAUAGAAGACAGAUCAGUCGGUUUUGUCAGAAGUCAAGGUUUUUCAGGUCUUGUGAGAUUCAGACGCUGUCCCUCCUCACCCUGCAACACUCAUCCCACACACACACCUACACACACAUGCACCAUCAUUUUUAAUAAAGCGGAAUAAUAAGAAUAAGGCAGAACAUAGACGUACGGUAGCCAUCAUGGAAGCCUCGGUUGGUUUUAAAUGACUAGAUUCAUGUCAUUCCUUUAUAACGUUAUCAGCAGUGUGAGUGAAUGGACAGGUGACAGAAAACGGGCUAGUGUGGGAGGAAAAACGCACCAGCCAGAUGUGAAACAGAGGUUCAGGUCAUGUAACACAUCUUGCGGUGGCCAUACUGGAGGUCAUAGUAAGUUAACAGCCUCUUGGAUUCCUCGUGGGGGGCUUUUUAUGCCUUUAUUAGACUGUCAACAGGAGAGAGAUAGCAUUAAAAUCACCAACGCAGGAUUUGACCAUCUCAGUAGAAUUGUUUCUGAAAGGGCGGUACAGUGACAUAUUUCUAUAUCAGUCUAAUGCCAGGAUCUCACAGACAUACUGUGUCAGGAAAGAAAAUGUAACGCCUUUGACAAGUUUCACCGUUGGAUGCUGGAUGUUGAUAUUACUGAUCCAGGAAAGCUACUGGCCAUUCAAGGAAGACUGAUUAAUUAAUUUGUUCUACGUUGUAUUCUCCUGCAUGUAGACACAUCUACAUGCAAAUAUAACUAUAACUGUUCUUAAUGGCCACAUGAAGGCGAGACAAAAAGCCGGCCACAUUAAAAGAGAUGUGACCAACUGCACUGCACACAGUCCUACAUACAUCUCAGCAUUGAUAGAUAGGUGUGCAUGAGAAUCAGUGUGAUAAAUGUCAAUUGGCAUCAGUGUUUAGUUUUAAUGAUCAUACUUGAAAGAUGGGUUUUUCAUUCUUAUGAAAAAGUCUCAAAUAAAAGAAAACAUUAGUGUCUUUUACAAUUUGCUGGCGCUCAAAACUUCCCAACAAACUGAAAUUUAAACAUCCACCUUUUUCGAAGUCUGUCACGAUGUUGGACUCAUUCAGAUGAUGAGUAUUAAAAACUUUGUAAUGCUAAUUGGCAUAAAAUCACACCAGCUAAAGACGAGUUUAGAUGUGAGAUUUCUGCCACAAUAUGCUAAUCUGGUUUUUACUUUGGAACAUUUUUAAACAAACACACUUUUAUUGGCUUCUGUAGUGCAAAUGCAAAUUGAAAUGGAGAUUUCAUCCUGUGCACAGAAGCCCGUUUUCUGUACCAAUCUGCUUCACAUUCACUCUGUCACCGCUGGGUGUUUCUCAGUCCUUCUCUCUGCUGUCAGCCACUGAGCAGAUCCCCUGCAAGAAUCAGGGGACAAGUGCCUUGCUCAGGGGCACCUCAGCAGCAGUUUCAGGCAAUCUGGCCACUAUCUGUACUAAUUUAUGAGAGGAUUUCGAUGAUGGCUACCACCGUACCUGUACAUGCUUCAUAUCUCUUUAUCUUACUGACAUGUCACUUAUAUCAAAUAUCAUGCAAAGCUAUGCAACAUUUGAUUCUCUAAUAGUCGUAAAGAGGCUGAUUCUGAUGGACUUUUAUUGUUCCACAGUAUAUAGUGUCAAUAGGCAAGCCAGUAUUAGGGUCAUUAUUGCGAAUAUAUCUAUUUCAGGGUUUGUUUGCAUGUGUAGAUAAGACGAAAUAUCAGUUAUUUAUAUCUACCAACCAAAUGUGACACCCAAACUUACCAAAUGAUGAAUAGCAUAAAAUCAAAAUUAACUCUCUUUGUUUAGGGAAGGUUCAAUACUUGCCCCCCAAAAGUCUGGAUUAUAAUGACCAACAGGUCCAAAACUCCCACUUGAGUUCUUGACAGGAUACCUCUCAAACGAAUGAAUGACCGUUAGUUUCGGGUGUAUUUUAGAUUAAUGCCAACUUUCGCUAAAACUUGUAUUCAAAGUAAACUUAGAAACUGUUGACUUUCUUAGACUGAUUAAUUCUGAGUCUGACAUUUGAGUCUGAAAUAUCCUCAAACGGCCACUUCUUGAUCUCAAUAAACUUCACAUUGGCUUCCCUUAACCCUAACCCUAACCCUAACCCCUAAGGUCAAACUCAACAACACACAGGUUAAACAGGCUAAAAGAAAAAGAUCUUUACAGAUUAAAUUAAGAUAAUAACUAGAUAUGCUGUGAUGCCAACAAAACCUUAACAUGAGUUGUGUAGAAGUUGCCUCAGUUAACUUGCAUGAAACUUUGAAUGACGUAGAUACGCCGUGAAAUGCACACGCUUGUAUGAAGGUGCAGUAUAAAGGGUGACAAAGUCUGUGUAUGGAGGAUGGUGGGUCAAACAAACAGAAGACUUUCACCCAGGAGACCGCUCUUCAAGUCCCGUGUGAAAACAAAUGUCAACAUACGCUAAUUAACAUACUUGACUUCCUAAAACUAACCAAGUAGUUUUGUUGCCUAAAUCUUACCAUCAGCGAGCUUUAUUUUGAAAGUCUAACUGGACAUUAUUCACAGAUUAUUGCUAACUUUAGCAAGUCAGCAAUUAUUAAAUGCUUGCAAAGCUUCCAAAACUUUUCCAAAACUACUUUUAUUGAUUUAAUUUCAUGACUCGAUUUGAAAGAAACAUCCCCUUUAAUACACUUACGAUACACUUACUAGUAAUGUGUCUCUAAUGGCUAACUGGCCAAACAUAGACAGCAUUAUAUCAAACUGGGGGAGUGUAUUUCUACUACAGUUUGACAAAAGAACGUCUUCCCGUCUUACAGAUCUAACAUUAGGGUUUGGUCGCCUUUUCCUAAAUCGAUCAUAGACCAGUUUUUCCAGCCGCAAUAACAGAAAACAGACCAUAAUGCAAUGCAGUCCCAGCUUGUGUCUUUAUGGAUCUGCAGAUAGCACAGUGUGAGGGAUUGUGCUCUUUUUUGAUGAGGUUUUUGUAGUUUGACCAAGUGGGCACUCUCAUUUGGCAGCAAAGGGUCUUCUUUGGAAGAUGUUAAAAGCUUUUUGGGAAACCGGGAGAUCACUUACUGACAAAGCUGGAGGAAUAAUGUGCGCAGCAAAAAACGUAAAUUACAAAAUAACCCCAAGAAAGCAGCAGACGUUACAGAUUUAUUAUAUCUGUCUAAAUCUGAGAACCUCUGAGACGGAUUUUUCCUUCAUUUUGAUUCAUGCUGAUAGUCGCCUGGCACUACAGCUGUCAGUGAGAUCAUAUCAUGAUAGAGCUGAAGAUUACACCUAACAAAAACAAAAGCCAUAAUACAGGAUGAGACGUGACGGAGGGCAUCGAUCUACUUUUGUUCUGUAUCUGUUGGAGCAGUUAUUCUCCUCUUUCUGCAGUUCUAAAACUUUUUAAACCUUGAAACAGAAAGUUCAUUUCACAUCAUUUUCAGUCAGUGUAGGAGUCGCAUUGGAAAGCGUCCUUCAAAACUUUUCUGAAACUGACCUUUUUCCAAGAUGAGUGCGAUCAAUACGUUAUAUACAGUACAUAUGUAUUAUUAUAUAUUAUAUAAGAUUGUGCUUCUACACUCGGGUUAAAGUCAGGACCAGAACCUUCAUACUGGGAUUCUUGCCAGAAUCUACUUCCCACUGAGAAAGACACAGUGUGUGCAGAAUAAAUUGAAGUACUACCUUAGAGUUAUGUUAUCACAGUACUACGGUAGUUUAUUUUUCUACUUUUAUGCCAAAUUGACUGCUUAUAUUUAGGCUGUGUGGAAAUAUAUUAGAAAGAAACUUAUUUUUAAAUUAGAGUACACCCCUGAAUAACAAGAAAAUGUCUCCCGCAACUUAAAUCACCCAAACAGCUGCACAAAAUCUUCCCCAAACUGGCUGCAAGUAGUUCAGAUCUAGCCUAAUAACAUUUAAACUAAUUUAUGAACAUCAGGUUCAGGUUUGUUUUCUAUUGGUCUGUUUGGAUUGGAACCCAAGUUUUUAACCUAUGAAAGGACUUUCACCCAGGAGAGAGCUGUUCAAGUCCUGUGUGAAAACAAAUGUCAACUUACCCUAACCCUUAUAAUACUUAUAAUACCUAAACCUAACCAAGUAGUAUUGUUGCCUAAAUCUAACCAAACUGCGACCUCAGCAAGCUUUAUUUUGAUAUUCUAACUGGACGCUGAAUAUUUGUUAUUGUUUACUUGAAUUAAAAAUUGACACCGCCAUGAUGGACAUGUGUAUUACACAUACAUAUAUAUAAAUGUGUGUUUGCACGGUUUUUUUAAAUGACAAAAAAUGAAAUAAUACACAAGGAGAGUAAUAAUUGUAACAUUAGUGACUAUGAAGUCUGUAGUGUGCCACUGGAAUAACUAUAUAUUUCCAGUGUUUUCUUACCGUCAAUUAUAAGAAGAAGAAGAAAAAGACGAUGGUAAAUCAAUUGAUUAAAAAUUAAUUAAAAUUAUGUUUUACCCAUUAGCAUGUAAAGUUGUGUAUGUUGGCAUCAAUCUAAAAUAUGUUUCUUUUAGAGGUAUCCUGUCAGUAAAAACUCAAAAAUCUAAUCAUCAUUAAAUUUGCCAAUUAUUUCUAUUUCAGCUACUUUACUGCCCAUCAAAUAAAGUCUCACAAUGAAUUUCCUGUUAAUCAUGUUUUUGCUUUAAUUUAAAGACGUAUAAACAACGUGUCACCAAAAUAAACUGCAGUCACGGAGCAACAACCGGAGCUCUGAUUGGCUGGCUGCUGUGUUGACAGAAAUCUGUCCAAUCAGAGGUUCUGUUGUGAAUGAGGUAGUAAAUUAUGAAACAAAAUUUAUUUUAACAAAAUGUAAUUUAUCAGUUCAAUAAUUGGUUAUAAUUAAACACAUUAAAAGUCUAUAUUUUCUCUAGUGGUGUGCUCCAUACAUGCAGUGGCCCCAAAAUGAAGAUAUUUGAACUCAAACACAUUAUUUUAACAUAUUAGUAAAGAAUUAAAUAGAAAUAUAUAGAAUGGCAUCAGCAAUGUAUAAAUCCUUAGACAUUUUGUCAGAUACAUGUUUUUUUAUUGAAUUUAGAACUAUCAAUUAAAAUGUGGCCAUAAGGGAUAAUUUUUAAAUUAAUCUAAAUGAAGAUGUUACAUGCGUGUACAAUGCUGUGGCACGAGUUCUUGCAGCAACAAGUCUUCAGUGAGAGUAAUAACUCGUGCUGAGUACGAUUUACUUUAAAUCCACAACUUCAGAUUUGCAGUGCAGUGAUUCUUUUUAAAAAUCUAACGAAAGCGCUCCCUCAGCAGUUAAAGUCCAGGAUGAGGUGCGGGACGCGGGGACUCCUCCGACGGCUUUCGACUGCGUACCGAGUUUGAGAGUUUUCCUGUCAGCAAACUCAGAGCUCAGCCUCUUCUUUAUUAAUUUGACAAGAGAAUGAAGGGCACCUCCUGUGAUCUGAGCCCUGCACACACACACACACACACACACACACACACACACACACACACACACACACACACACACACACACACACACACUAACACACCUUUCAGCACAGGAUUUUUUGGCUUCGCCACUUGAAUGUACAACAACCCCUCCUUCAACCACCGUCCCCUCUCUCUGCUCUCCCAGCAUUUUCCCUGGGAGCAGAGGUGAUUUCUUUGUCUCCCUUUUGUUUCUCUACUUUCGGGGGAAGAACUCUCCUCUCUCUACUUUUUGAGGAGGUCCUCUUCCGUCCUGUCUCUCUUUGAAAAACACCUCUUUCUUUCUCCUCUAGGGUCUCUUCUCUCCACCUUUCCCCCUCUCUGAUCCUCCUUUCUCUCUUUGACCUCCUCCAUCACGCUCUCCUCAGCAUGUCGACGAUGUACAGUCUGUCUACGUCGUGCUGACUGACUGAGACCAUGAAUCCACCUCUCUGGGGACGGGUGGGUGCGACCGCGGGGCCUCAUUUAUUCAAAUUAUCCUUUGGCUUGAUUCGAUUCCACAUAUUGCAUUGAAGAUGACACUAAAAGAAAUGGAAGUCAUUUCCCAGAUAGUGAUAGAAUUCUUUAUUGUUUCACUUAUCUCAUCGAGGCAACCUGCACAAUUUUCUCACCAGGAUUAAUUUUUCAUCAAUCUCAGCUUUUGCGCCGAUUCAGUCUUAAAGCUUUGGAUGCUUUUAAUAAACGAGGCCCUUUAAGGAAAAGCUUCUCUCUGUUUUUUCUACUGGAAUGUUAUCAAUUUCUACUGUUUUGUUAAAGCAACGGUCUGGGAGCAGCACUGAAGUCCCACACUGACUCAUGUAUUGUUUUACAGUUGCACACCUAAACUGUAGUGUGAGAAUAAUAAACAGCCGUCUGGGAUACUCUC